Messenger RNA from Aspergillus alliaceus, 4835 nucleotides. RefSeq names its product GTPase-activating protein BUD2. The record is from RefSeq and is a predicted model, not a curated record. The transcript is spliced from 2 exons. NCBI's taxonomy places the organism in Eukaryota, Fungi, Ascomycota, Eurotiomycetes, Eurotiales, Aspergillaceae. Gene Ontology annotation, biological process: regulation of GTPase activity. Bases 406 to 4200 code for a protein of 1264 amino acids.
UUCUUGAAUUUUACACACUCCUCACUUGCUCCCUCCUCCUUCGCCCGCCGCCCCUGAACCCAACCGGCCGUUCGGGGGUCGUGUCAGUUCUCGGUUCCCCUCAUAUUUCGCCCAUCGCCUAGAUUUCUAAACGCGCCGGCCUCGACCGAAUGUGCGACUCGACUUGUCGACCUCUUCCCGGACUCCAUGCGUUCAGCUCGUGACCCAUUGGAUGACAGAGACCCUCCAUUGUUCGAGGACGGUUGCGCAGCGUACGUUGGAUGCCGACGUCUGCAAGGUAACAUUUUCUGCCGAGUAUAUGUGUACAUGUGUGUGCGUGUGCCCGUCUGCGUCCUGCGUGUUUUGUAGCGACCGCUCUUGAGAGUGCCGCUGCUGUCCGAUUUUCAUCGUGCGUUUCCGAACAAGAUGGAGUCCGAAGGUUCAAAUGGACCCAAACGGAACUCCAUACAUCAAGGUUUUUACAGUCGCCCCGUGGAACGGCGUGCAAGCAAAAAAUCGUCCUCCAGGGACCGGCAUGGCAUGGUUUACCCCGAAAGCUUCAGAGAUACAGGCAUCCGUACGGUAACGCCAGACUCGGCCGCUGAGACCGCAAACCAUUCUCCUCUGUCGGACGCGGAGCACCUCUCUUCAAGCGCAGCCCCGUCGCCUCGUAUGACCGCCAGAACAAGACCCUCCAAUUUAGACACUCGCCGCGACUUCCAACCCUAUCAUCCGCCGGGCGACGAAGAAGAGCUCCAAGUGGAAUCUAAGAACCAACGGGCGCGAUCUCGGACCACCACCCUGGAGGAUCAGCGCAGUGAGCUCUCCCCGAAUUCAUUUUUUCUCAAGUCGCGGAGCCGGUUAGGCUCCGUCAAUGCCGCAACUCCUCAGUCAAGGCACUCAGACGAACCAACUGGCUCGAUCGGCUAUCCAUCAAUACAAUCACCUACCUAUCUGAGCCAAACCCUCGGGCGUCAUCGGGUCAGUCGAGCCUCGGGGAGCUCAAGCUUCCUGGCGAGUGUCGCUUCCAAUCCGCCUCCUUCACCUUUGUCGAGUACCGAUUCUGCGAAGAUUUUGCAGUUAAUGAAGACCACAUGCGGGAGAAUGCAUGGCAUCCUUUCCUUCCGCACCGCCUCCACCACCGCUUGGACGUCCGGCUACUGCGCCAUCAAUGUUGCUACAGGAAGUUUAAUUUACCAGGCCAAGGGGGAGCCUGCGUUAGCUAAGACGUUGAUUCCGGACCUUCGUGGCUGUCAGGUCCGCUCCCUUGUCGACCCGGAGCUUCGGACAAAUUAUCUCAGUGUAUCCACGUUUACCUCGGGGCUUGGAGUGGAAUUAAGGCCUCACGUAAGCGAAACGUUCGAUUCAUGGCUCGCAGCCUUGCUUUGCUGGCAGCCGAUCCGGCCCAAAGGCGUUCAGAAUAAGAUGACCAAACCCCAAUCGGUUGCGAUAGGCGAUCGUCGACUUGCCGACCGUAGAAGAAACUCCGAAAGCACGGUUCAGAAGGAGGCAGCCAUUAUCAAAGUGGGUAAAAUGCUCCUAUGGGAUAGGCCGAAUGCCUCAGGUCCACGGCCUUCGUCUGGUCGCCGAGUGUCAACAUAUCGCCAGCAACGCGCGCUCUCCUCAGCCUGGCAAAGAGUCAGCUGCACGCUGCAGGAAAACGGCGUUUUCAAACUCUUCACCGAAUCUGAUAUCACUUUUGUCAGCUGCAUCCAAUUAUCUCAGCUUUCCCGCUGUGCUGUGCAACGGUUAAACUCGUCCGUUUUAGAAGACGAGUUCUGUAUCGCCAUAUAUCCGCAAUAUGCGGCUCACUCAGUGUCGGGGUUGACGCGUCCAGUGUAUCUAGCCCUCGAAAGUCGGGUGCUAUUUGAAGUAUGGUUCGUUCUUUUGCGCGCCUUCACAAUCCCAGAACUAUACGGCCCUGAAACGUCGAUCGAAGACAAUCCGGUGAAGUCUCCAGGGUCCGAUGCUGCCGCAGCCUCUAUUGCGGACAUGUUCCGGAUUGAGAGGAUGCUCUCCGUGAGAGUGACCGAAGCAAAGUUAUUCCGUGGCAGGUCGGCCGAGGAGGCCCCUCGAAGUCGCAAGCAGUCCCGCUCUCAUAGCAAUUCGACCCCAACGGGCGCCGUGAACGAUUAUUAUACCGACAUCUUGCUCGACGGCGAGAUUAGAGCCAAAACUGCCGUCAAAUACCGCACGGCGAACCCUUUUUGGCGAGAAGAUUUUACUUUUAACGACCUCCCACCGGUCUUGUCUCAAGUUUCGAUACUCAUCAAGACCCCCAAUCCAACCCAAAAGGACUGGUCGCUCAUUUCACAUGGAUCGUAUGCCUUGAGCCAGGAUACCUACCCCAUGCGCGUGUUGGAUGAUGUCGAGAUAUCCUCUCAUGACGCAACCUUCGGGAGGGUAGAACUUCGACUGGAUGACUUGGAGCCGGGCGUGGAGAUUGAGAAGUGGUGGCCGACCCUAGAUGAUCGAGACCAACCCGUAGGCGAAAUGCUGAUGAGAGCUCGGAUGGAGGAAACUGUCGUUCUCAUGUCUCAUGAAUACACUCCAAUGUCCGAGCUUCUCCAUUCCUUCACCAACGGACUUACUAUCAACAUGGGCCAGAUUCUAUCUUCUGAACUUACGCUUCUCUCCGAGGCAUUGUUGAACAUAUUUCAGGUGUCAGGGACCACCGUGGAGUGGAUAUCAGCCUUGGUGGAAGAUGAGAUUGAUGGACUUCACAAGGAGUCCACCGCAAACCGGCUUAGAUAUACUACGAGGAUCCAUUCCAAUGAUACAAGAGAAUCCGGACAGGAUAGAGAAGUCCUCGUAAGGGAUUUGGGGCGAACCGCAACCGUGGAGGCCAAUCUCCUUUUCCGAGGGAACUCCCUCCUCACAAAGGCGCUAGACUACCAUAUGCGUAGACUGGGAAAGGAAUAUCUUGAAGAAACGAUCGGGGAGCGCCUACGUGAUAUAGACGAGAGUGAUCCCGAAUGUGAAGUUGAUCCUUCUCGCGUGCACCGUUCGGAUGACCUGGAACGCAAUUGGAGGAAUCUGAUCUCCCUCACUACCAGCGUCUGGAAAUCGAUCUCGGGCUCCGCAUCGCGAUGCCCUGCCGAGCUGAGACUUAUAUUUCGACAUGUCAGGGCAUGUGCGGAAGAUCGUUACGGCGAUUUUCUCCGCACUGUCACCUAUAGUAGCGUCUCGGGCUUUUUGUUUCUGCGAUUCUUUUGUCCGGCAAUCCUUAACCCGAAGCUCUUUGGAUUGCUCAAAGACCAUCCUCGCCCUCGAGCCCAACGCACUUUGACCCUGAUUGCGAAAGCUUUACAAGGAUUGGCCAACAUGACUACAUUCGGAAGCAAGGAGCCUUGGAUGGAGCCCAUGAACAAGUUCCUGGUUGGUAAUCGUGCCGAAUUCAAGCAAUUCGUGGAUUCGAUUUGUGCGAUACCCGCCGACCGACCAACUCCAAUCGUCACUCCUUCUUAUGCGACUCCAAUUCAAAUCCUCGGCCGUUUGCCUCCCACAUCACGAGAAGGGUUUCCCAGCCUUCCUUACUUAAUAGACCACCCACGAAGCUUUGCGACUUUAAUACGGAUAUGGCUCGAAGUAGCACCUGAGAGGCUGCAUGAUGCGGGGGAUCUCGACCCGGCGAUCAAGAAAUUCCAUGAAAUGGCGCUUCACCUCGACCGGCGAACCAAGGAAUGUUUGAGUAAGGCUGAACAAGCCGAGCGCCCAAGCGGAGACCUUGAGGUCAAGUGGGAAGAACUAGUCGAUUCUAUGGAACGGUCGGCCACUUUCUAUGAGGAGAGCUCCAAACCCACUACCCCGGCCACUGAGACGGCAAUUGCGGGAUCUGCGACUGUUGCUGGAAGUCACCGAAACUCAAUCGGUUACUUUGCUUCACGGCCUUCCCUCCCUCGCCGGUCUACUGACUAUGCCGCCGACGGCGAUGAUGACACCCCUCCAAGCUCUUCGUCGGCUACAUGGGACCAAAGCCGCGUGCCCUUCUCUAUACCGCGAUGGUCCGACACCCGUGAGAGCACCGGCAGUUCCAAGAAUUCUUCUACAUACUCUCUUGAAUAUCCUGACUCGUCCAAACCUCGGAGGUCCAGUAUAACCAGAGAGACGACGAGUAAGUACCGUUUUUUCGAUUUCGUUCCCGCUACCUCUAGACGCCGAGCCAAGGAUCGAGAUCAUGCUCAGCAACAUUCUCGUGAAGAACUCCGAAACGAGUUUUGACGGAAUCUGACGACAGCCUUGACUAUUUUCCUUGGCUACCUCAUCUAUAUAUCAUUCUUGCAUAUCUACACUUCAUGACACCGAUACAUGGCGGCAUGGUUGUUGCAUGCGAUUACCUUAACCUUUUUGCUUUCUAGCUCCCCUUAUAGGGGUUGCCGAUUCUCUUUCAUUUGGAUUGCGUUUUGACUUCGGUUUGGGCGACCGUGGAGGCUGAAAUGAUCGCUCAUUAAAAAUUUAGCAGGCGGCAACGGUUUUGUAUAACACGGCGGAUCUGUGCGAACAAAUCCCUGCAUCUUCUGGUGUACAUUCUUCCUUUUCCCCUACACAUGUGCUCAUGACUUGACGCGUUUCCCUUCUACUUCUCCCGAUUUUUGGAAAGCAUUUGUCAUGGUGUUGAUACCCUGCUCUGAUUGCUGUUUUUGACGUGGGAAGCAAGAGAUCCUACGAGCAACGUUGGAUGUGAUAUACCAUUGUCCUGGGUUGCUGUGAAUGGCAAGGGUCUUGCUAAACCGGGAUGUUGCAAAAAAAAAACAGUGUCUCGAUUUGUGUAAAUAGUGUUUUCUCCCUUCGUUUUUUCUUCAUAUUCUUUUGGCAUAGAUGAAAUGAAUAUCCAAUUUACGUGGAUAGACCACUAC